Colletotrichum abscissum is the source of this 1617-nucleotide messenger RNA. RefSeq lists its product as uncharacterized. The transcript has 3 exons. The record is from RefSeq and is a predicted model, not a curated record. The annotation marks the transcript as partial. Gene Ontology annotation, molecular function: metal ion binding. Lineage: Eukaryota; Fungi; Ascomycota; Sordariomycetes; Glomerellales; Glomerellaceae.
CAAGGUAGGAAGUGCUGGCCUCCUUCCCCGUUUGCAGGGUGGUCCGAAUCCUCCAUAAUAUCUCCCGUGCCCCAGUCUGGCCCGUUUUCGACUUUUUUCAAGCAACUCAACAUAGACUCUGCUUCGGCUUCUUCUUCUUAUUCUUCUUCUCGUCCCCCAUUCUUUCCUUCCUUCUCUACUUCUUUUCGCUCCUGCAGUAUGGAAUCGAGCCUUGCCUAUUCUGCUUCCGAAAAAUCAUACUCGCCACAGGGCUCCCGAGGCUUUACUCGCAAUACGACGCCUGAAUCCGAGGCUUCAUCGGAACUGAGCGGUAUUCCUAACGCGCAAAUUAGCGACAGAAAGAUGAAAAGCUCCCGAGUCGUCUUCUUCGAUUCCCAAAACCAGCCUCAACCGUUUUAUCCUCCCGAAUACCCUCAGUCUGGGUCUGUGCAGACACCGAUGAGACACGGCCUCGCAAACGCUCCCCGCAGUGUCGAUGCCCCGAACUGGCGCAUGGGUAUGGGCAUAGGUAUGGGAGGCGGUCCAGGCCACAGGCACUACAGCUCGUUCAGCUCGUCGGCCAGCGGCACCGAGUACAUGAUCAUGGGAUCACAAGUGCAAGAUUGUCAGGCUUCAAGCAUGGGAAGAAACACGAACAUCGACACUUCGGGCUUCCACGGCUACUGUCUGGAUCGUGGAAACGGCAACUAUACCAGGUUGAUUCCUGCCGACUCGCUUCCACCUUUAAUCGGUAUACCAGCCGUUCAGAAUGGCGCUGAAGGUCUGCUUGUUCUCCCACAGCCUCGAGGCGUGGACCCUCAGAACUUGGCUAGCAGCCCUGUCCAGCCUGUUGCUUUCAGAUCACCUCCGUCUUCACCGGCACCGGUAUCUGAUGCCCUUCAGCGUAGAAUCGACCAGAUCAUUGCCACCUCCCCCAACUCGCCAAAGAAGCCCAAGAUCUACUGUGACAAGUGGGUUCACGAGGGCGUCUGCGCAUUCACCCAGCAAGGUUGCAAGUACAAGCAUGAGAUGCCCCUCGAUAAGGCGACACAGCACUCACUCGGUCUUUUCCAUGGGUUUCCGGCAUGGUGGAAGAAGCAGCAGACUGAAAUUCGGCAACAGCAGCAGCAGCAGCAGCAGCAGCAGCCUCAGCAGCCUCAGCAGCUUCAGGGCAGCGGAACCGAGGUCUACUUUGACCUUCGUCAGCAAUCUCAGAGUGGCUUGAGUUCGCCCAUGAUUGGUGACAGGGCUCUUGCUAGCUCGACGAGAGCGACGCCGUCGUGGCGGAGAGGCGAGGGUGGCAGGAACCAAGGACAGAUGAGCGCAGGAUCACUGGCGAGACCCGGUGCAGGACACAGAAACUCGCCUGGUAAGUCUUCCAUUGUCAUCUCUUCUACGGAGUUGAAGCUCAUAUCAACAACAGACUCGAGACCUACGUACCAGCAGAAUAUGGAUUCGCCUACCUCAUCUUGUGUCUGGGGCCCGAUCGGUCCGCCUUCGAAGCAGACGCCCGACCCAAAUCCGCAUUCCUACCAGAAUAUGAGUGCCUUCGCCACUUCCAACAACUUCGCUCUGCUGAGCUCUCUUGAUACGAACACGGGUGAGAUGGACGAUGGCCGCAGAUAUGAGUCCUACUAG